This is a messenger RNA of Diceros bicornis minor, 775 nucleotides long. It is a transcript of the gene ATP5MC2, whose product is annotated as ATP synthase membrane subunit c locus 2. Gene Ontology annotation, biological process: proton motive force-driven ATP synthesis; proton transmembrane transport. Gene Ontology annotation, molecular function: proton transmembrane transporter activity. The annotation marks the transcript as partial. The transcript is spliced from 5 exons. The record is from RefSeq and is a predicted model, not a curated record. NCBI's taxonomy places the organism in Eukaryota, Metazoa, Chordata, Mammalia, Perissodactyla, Rhinocerotidae.
CCGGAUGCUCCCACAGAGCGGGCAGGCGGCGCUGUGGCGCCUGGGCCGACGGUCAGCAUCGCGAUCACUCUAUCCUCGGCGGAGCGACUCGUUGGUCCGGGCCGCGCAGGCGCCGAGCCUUCCUUUCGCUCUUCCUGCCCUCCGCCCCUCUGUCUUCUCUGCAGUGGGAGCAGCUCUCCGGCCACAGCCCCUCAUCCCCUGAAAAUGUACGCCUGCGCCAAGUUUGUCUCCACUCCCUUGGUCAGGAGCUCCUCUCAGCUGCUGAGCCGAUCGCUGUCUGCAGUGGUGCUGAAACGACCGGAGACACUGACAGAUGAGAGCCUCAGCAGCUUGGCAGCCCCAAGUCCCCUGACCUCACUUAUUGCUAGCCGCAGCUUCCAGACCAGUGCCAUUUCAAGGGACAUCGACACAGCAGCCAAGUUCAUUGGGGCUGGGGCUGCCACGGUAGGGGUGGCUGGCUCUGGGGCUGGAAUUGGGACUGUAUUUGGGAGCCUCAUCAUUGGUUAUGCCAGGAACCCUUCUCUGAAGCAACAGCUCUUCUCCUACGCCAUUCUGGGCUUUGCCCUCUCGGAGGCCAUGGGGCUUUUUUGCCUGAUGGUGGCCUUUCUCAUCCUCUUCGCCAUGUGAAGGAGCCGUCUGCACCUCCCAUAGUUCUUUCUCCCGUGUCUUGUCCGCCCUGUGUGUUCCUUUUCCUAUACCACCCCAGGCAGCCUGGGGAAAGUGGUUGGCUCAGGGUUUGACAGAGGAAAGACAAAUAAAUACUGUAUUAAUAAGA